Calidris pugnax (ruff) is the source of this 4449-nucleotide messenger RNA. RefSeq names its product lysophospholipase I (gene LYPLA1). Gene Ontology annotation, cellular component: cytoplasm. Gene Ontology annotation, molecular function: palmitoyl-(protein) hydrolase activity; carboxylic ester hydrolase activity. Bases 106 to 624 code for a protein of 172 amino acids. The transcript has 8 exons. Lineage: Eukaryota; Metazoa; Chordata; Aves; Charadriiformes; Scolopacidae. The record is from RefSeq and is a predicted model, not a curated record. Gene Ontology annotation, biological process: protein depalmitoylation.
GUCAUUUUUCUUCACGGAUUGGGAGAUACUGGGCAUGGAUGGUCGGAAGCGCUUGCAGGUAUCAAAAGCCCCCAUGUAAAAUAUAUUUGCCCACAUGCGCCAGUUAUGCCUGUUUCUUUGAACAUGAACAUGGCUAUGCCAUCGUGGUUUGAUAUCAUUGGACUUUCUCCAGAUUCACAAGAAGAUGAAGCUGGGAUCAAGCAGGCAGCAGAGAACGUUAAAGCACUGAUAGAUCAAGAAGUAAAAAAUGGAAUUCCUUCUAAUCGAAUUAUUCUGGGAGGCUUUUCUCAGGGAGGUGCUUUAUCAUUGUAUACAGCUCUUACGACACACCAAAAAUUAGCAGGUGUUGUAGCCCUCAGCUGUUGGCUUCCCCUACGGGCUUCUUUUCCUCAGGGCCCUAUCAGUGGUGUCAACAAGGAUAUUGCUGUUCUUCAGUGCCAUGGGGACUGUGACCCCUUGGUUCCUUUAAUGUUUGGUUCUCUCACUGUUGAGAAGCUAAAGAGUAUGAUAAAUCCAGCCAACGUAACCUUCAGGACUUACUCUGGCAUGAUGCAUAGCUCAUGUGUUGAGGAGAUGACGGAUGUAAAACAGUUCAUAGACAAACAUCUACCUCCCGUAGACUGAAACGAUGUGUGAGAAGCCUUCUAUAUAAAUGCACCAGCAUCAACUGUGGUAGAGUUUUUCAUACCCCUGAUAGGAAGCAUUAUUUCUAUACCUGCAGUGUUACUACUGUGUUGCAAAUUUAUACUUAGGGUGAGGAUGAAAUAAUACACAUGUACAGGAAAUGAUAAUCUUUUUAGUAUUAAUCAUCCACUGGUGGAACUAUAUGAAUGAGGCAGCUAGGUAACAAUGACAGAAUGUAACCUAAACAUACUGCUUUAAGACAUCUGAUUUUUUUUUUGGAUUGCAGAAUUAUGAACUAUUUGUACAAGUAAUUAAAAACUAAAUUUAAGCGAGUGAUGUAAAUGUGACCAGUUUAGUUAUACUUGAGACACAGUCUGUUCUUCAUAUUCACUGAAGACAUAUCAAAACAUUUCCUUUAUGUAAUGGAUGCAUAAAGUACACCACAUGUAACAUAGUGGGCAUAUGAUGGUAGAAUAAGUGUUACCAAGCUUUAAAUAUUCAAUGUUUGUUCUUACUCCAGGUAAGGAGGGUUGUUCUCCUAGAAUGGCUGGAAGUCAGUGAAGAUAUUUCUUAUAUUGAAACCACCUCAAUUUUUAACUUUUUUCAUAUAAGUAGAUAUUGUGGAAAUUCUAAAGGGACUCAUUCCUUGUUAGACUGUCAUUUGUUCUUCAUUAUCUUUGUAUAUAUUUUUUUUUCAUUACUGUAAACUCACAUUAAAUGCUGACUUGGAACAGAAUUCUGAAGAACUGCAUAGGAUUAGAGUUUCAUUUAAAAACGCCUGUUUUCAUACUGAAUAUUCAUCUUGUGCUUUAGUCUUUGUAACUUUCAUUUGUGUAGAAAUGUUGAUGUAUUUCACAUGAGCAAUUCCAGCAUACAGUUUUGAUUUUUUUUCUGUCUGCUUUGGAGUAACUAAUUGAAAACAGCACAGCUGUAUAGUUUUGUGUAUCGUUGAAGUCUCAUCUGUAACGCAGACAUUAACUAAUUUGCUUUUUUUUUUUUAAUGGAAAUGGAAGUUCAGUUGGGAUAUAACUUAAACUUUAAAUUGAUACCAUCUAAUACUUUCGUUUAUUGCAUGUUGAGACUUGAGUUUUUUCUGAAAAAGUACAGAUAAUUUUAUUUUCAAAUAAAUCAUUCUACAUUUUGCUAGAUCAGUAUAGCCUAGGAAUAUGAAGAUCCACUGUGGGGAAAAAAAUAAAUCUGCAAGAUGCAGAAUGUCUCUUCUUUCAGGAGCUUAAAAUUCUAGGAUGCACUGGGUUACAGAAAUUGAUGCACACUCAAGAGGUUUUUGCAAUUAAGAGCCAUAAUUUACUUCUGGGAGCUGCUAUUCUUCUGUACAGUUUGGAGGCUGUCACCACACUAGGAAUGUUUAAAAAAUACACUACAGUUUUCAGUAUAUAAUAUACUGUAUAACAAUGUUCUAAACUAAUAUAUUUCCAAGCAAGGAAUAUUCCUAUUUUGGAUGCAUCUGUCAUGUCAACAUUGUACUUCAUACCCGCAUUUAAGGUACCUUCUCCUCUCCCAGUUUAAUCCAGUGGUCCUCUUUCAGUAUAUAUGGGUUUAUGUCUGAGGCAUCUGCCAGUACAAAUGCAUAAAUGGAAAAUUACACCUUUUUAUCCCUUUUUUAACACAGCUGCUGCCAGAAAUCUGACUUAUUCACCUAGCGUGAAUUCUCAGUUUUCAGUGCUUUUUUUAUAUGUAUUGCACUUCAUUUUUAGGAAGCUGUUUCUCUUUUCUAGUCCACUUCCCUCUGGAUUAUUAAACAACUCUAAUUAUGUAGAAGUGAAACGAAGUUUUUUUCUAAAUGGUGUUGAAACACUCUUAGAUAUUCCAUCUGUGUGGUUGAGAGGGCAUGCCUAUUAACUUUGAAGUUUAAUUAGUCUUUUCCCUCAGUCACUCUGUUCUAUGGAUCUGGCGAUUUGUAUUUCAGUUAAUUUAGUUCACAGAAGAAACCAUAAUAUUCUUAUUGUAGUUGUGCCAAAGUUGUAUUCAGAAAACAGUAUGUCCUAGCUUGGAGUCAUUCCCAAAUUGCAUUAGCUAAUUUUGCAGUCCUGCAGAAUUGCACACUUGGUAAGAAAACUGUGUGCUAUGUCUUCUAGUUUUUAGAUUUGUCCUUGUUCCCCGUUGUGUAAGUAAUUCCCUGAAUGCUGGCAUGUUUCCAAAGUUUGGCACAAACUUCUAUUUUUAAUUUUCUUACUCUGUAAAUUGUUGAAAAUGCUGGCUAGCCAUCUUGUUCAACUUCUGAUUGACUCUGUGCUCAUUUCAUAUAUUCUUUCUUCUGUUAGAACGACUUUAAAAAUUAUUUCUAAAAUAUUAAAAUGAGAACUGUCCUAGCUUUAUUCUGUGUUACCUUCGUAACACUUUCUUUAGUUUGGUGAACUGUGUUCACAAUUUGUGAUCGGUUUCUAGUAUUUACAUGUUUUAAUCCAAGUCAGCUUCAACUGUCGACUCCAUGAUGCUUUCAGAUGUUGUUAUAGAAAUGGUUUAUGUGCUGACUUUGUUCAAAUAUUCAGCUAUCAUAACAAGAUUUUUUUUUCAUGCUGUUGUUUUGCUGCUUGCUUUUUCUACAAAGAGCUGUGUUACCAAAGUAAACGCAAGUAAAUGUGACUUAUUCCAAAUUUCUGUAUUCUAGAAAGAAUUCUUCCCCUCUAGUUUGUGGGGUUUUUUGCUUUUGUUUUUGUUUUUUUCAAGGGUAUAUGUGUACAUUGUCAUUGGGGGCUGUUAAAGAGCCCAGAACCUAAAGGAAAACUUCAAGGAUGUAUUUGAAGCCUCUUCUGUCUCCUCCCAUAUGACUGUGUGUACCUUGAGCUCCUGUCUUUUGUAACUUCCCAGCUGGUUGGAAAGCUGUGUGUAUGAUCUUACAGCUCAACUUCUUUACUGCCUGAAGUGAUUUGAUGCUGGGAUUGUUGUCAUAAUUGCAUGUAUUUUUAGGCUGAAUGAUGGCAGGGGUGUUUAAUAAUAUUCUAUGAAAAUGGAGAAGUUGGACCGUCAGUGUUCUAAAUGUGAGUGUCUUAUUCUUAUAAACUACAAUAUGAAAUUGUCCAAUAACAAAGUUGAUUUUUUGUAAUGUUAGGGUUGCCCCAAAAGGGGGUGAUGUCUGUCAAACCUGCGAUUGGUAUCGAUAUGAAAAUAACUGCAGUUUUGAUCAGUUUGUUUCCGUGGGUAUCUAACUCCCUAAUAGUUUUUUAAUUUCAAAAUGGUACUUAAAUUUGACUGCAGUUUUGUGCAGUCAGAAGUCUGACUUCUUGUUGGAAUGUGCUGCCCACUUUUUAAUAAACAUGUUGAAUGAUGUAUUAUAAGCCAAAUCUUCCAGCCAUUCUUGAAGUCAGCCUGUACUGGGGUCUGUACUGUGGUGAGGGCUAUAUGAUUUGGUCUCUUCCUACCAUCUUGUAUAAUUACAACGCAGUAGAUUGGUAAAAGUACUGUACACUGUAACUGGUAUUAGAACUGUUAAUUAAAACAUGUUCUCUCUAAUGGAGUAUACUGCACUUCAUUGAAAUCAUUAGGAUGCAUCUUUUAUGUAGAAAUGCUAUUUGUGUUGAUGGAUAUGACUGAGAACAAACUGUCUAAGAUGUUAAUGAAGCCAUAUGUACAAGGCCUGUGUAUCUUAAAUUUUAUAAAGAAAUACUGAACACUUAGUCUUUGUGUUAUGAAGUAUAAGCCAUUUAUAUUUAAUAUAAACAUCUAAGAUGUAAUUUAGUUACUUUUCUCAUUUUAUUUAUGAUAAGAAAUCUUGACUUCGGAAAUUUAUUUCUGUAGUAGGGAAAAUGUAAAAUCUUUCCAUUUUUAUCAUUGUGUAAUAAAUUUCAAUCAGUGUUUGGGAAAGUA